AUGGAGCCAGAGAAUGAUACAAGAAUUUCCGAAUUUCUUCUUCUGGGACUUUCAGAGGAACCAGAAUUGCAGCCUCUCUUAUUUGGGCUUUUCCUCUCCAUGUACCUGAUCACUGUGAUUGGAAACCUGCUCAUCAUCCUGGCCACCAUCUCAGACUCCCACCUGCACACCCCCAUGUACUUCUUCCUCUCCAACCUGUCCUUUGCUGACAUCUGUUUCACCUCCACCACCGUCCCAAAGAUGCUGGUGAACAUCCAGACACAGAGCCAGGUCAUCACCUAUGCAGGCUGCAUCACCCAGAUGUUCUUUUUCAUGCUCUUUGCAUCAUUAGAUGACUUUCUACUGACCGUGAUGGCCUAUGACCGGUUCAUAGCUAUUUGUCACCCCCUGCACUACACCAUCAUCAUGAACCCUUGGCUCUGUGUGUUGCUAGCUCUGUUGUCCUGGAUUAUGAGUGUCCUGAUUUCAUUGAUACAUAGCUUAAUGGCAUUGCGGCUGUCCUUCUGUACACCACUGGAAAUCCCCCACUUUUUCUGUGAACUUAAUCAGGUUAUUCAUCUCGCCUGCUCUGACACCUUUCUUAAUGACAUGGUGAUCUAUUCUGCAUCUGUGUUGCUGGCUGGUGGUCCCCUCGCUGGGAUCCUUUACUCUUACUAUAAGAUAGUUUCCUCCAUCCAUGCAAUCUCAUCAGCUCAGGGGAAGUACAAAGCAUUUUCCACCUGUGCCUCUCACCUCUCAGUUGUCUCUUUAUUUUAUUUUACAAUGAUGAGUGUGUACCUUAGUUCUGCUACUACCCAGACCUCACACUCAAGUGCAACAGCCUCAGUGAUGUACACUGUGGUCACGCCCAUGCUGAACCCCUUCAUCUACAGCUUGAGGAAUGAAGACAUAAAGAGAGCUCUGAGAUGUUUCUUUUGGAGGGAAACUAUCAAUGUAUAA
Molecule: messenger RNA, 939 nt
Organism: Tupaia belangeri chinensis (Chinese tree shrew)
Lineage: Eukaryota; Metazoa; Chordata; Mammalia; Scandentia; Tupaiidae
Product: olfactory receptor 7A17-like
Exons: 1
Coding region: 1-939 (312 amino acids)
Biological process (GO): G protein-coupled receptor signaling pathway
Cellular component (GO): membrane
Molecular function (GO): G protein-coupled receptor activity; olfactory receptor activity
Source: RefSeq, a predicted model, not a curated record